AUGGGAAAAGCUAGAGUGGCACCGCUUAAGAAUAUAACUGUUCUCAGACUUGAACUGAAUGCUGCUACCAUUGCAACAAAGUUAGAUUCCUUACUGAAGGAAGAAUUACAAAGUGAAGUAGGACCAAGUGUAUUUUGGUCGGACAGCACGGCCGUCCUCGGAUAUAUAAACGACAGGACAGCAAGGUAUCAUACCUUUGUGGCGAACCGCUUAACUACUAUUCUAGACCGAUCAGCACCGUCACAGUGGAAGUAUGUUCCUACAGAAUUAAAUCCCGCAGACGAUGCAUCGAGAGGACAGACCUCCGAAGAAUUUUUAAACUGCCAUCGUUGGCUUGAAGGACCAGAUUUCUUGUGGAAGCCAGAAGAGAACUGGCCCAAAGAACGCUGCGCCUUAGAACUGAGAGACAACGAUCCUGAAGUAAAGGCACCUAUAUUAGUAAGUGCUAUCAUGUUGGCUGAAUCAGAGGAAAUUCUGACUCGUGUGAUGAACAGAUAUUCAGAUUGGGCAACCUUGAGAAAAUCUGUAGCAUGGCUGUUGAAGUUUCGAAGUAUGUUGCAUAAUUUCAGCAAACUGCGUAAAGAAUUGACAAAAGAGUUAACAGGAAUGAUUAACGGGAAUGAUUCAAAAGAAACAGGACGGCUAGUAGAAGCAGAAAUAUCCAAACUAAGACAAAGUAAAGCUGCAGAAUUUGGCAAACCCUUAGAAUUAUCCGACAUUGAGAAUGCGGAGAGAGAAGUGAUAAUACUGGUUCAGAGAAAGGCGUUUGGAGAUGAAAUCGAAAGUUUGGAAAAGAAUGUUGCUAAGCCGAUAAAGACAGGAAGUUCAAUCUUCAAGUUGGAUCCCACAAUAUCAAAUGGAACAUUGAGAGUGGGAGGACGUUUGGAACGUUCAAGAAUGCCGCAGGAAAGCAAGCAACCAGUUAUCUUGCCGAACAAAUCCAAUGUUUCGGAACUUAUCAUUCGUCACACUCAUAGUGUUGUAGGACAUAGUGGACGGAACUUUGUAUUGUCGAAGUUGAGAGAAAAAUACUGGAUCGUGAAGGCUAACUCAGCUAUUCGGAGAAUAAUUGGCAAGUGUGUGAUGUGUCGAAAAUUAAGAUCAAAACCAUGUGAGCAGAAGAUGGCAGAUCUGCCAGUGGAUGGCAUCGCUCCGGAUGAACCACCUUUCACUAGGGUUGGUACCGACUACUUCGGACCAUUUGAAAUCAAACGAGGACGCACCUUAGAAAAACGAUAUGGCGUCAUAUUUACCUGUUUUGCAACACGCGCCAUUCACAUAGAAGUGGCGCACUCAAUGUAUACUGACUCGUGUAUCAACGCCUUGCGAAGAUUCAUCGCACGUAGAGGCCAAGUGAAGCAAAUACAUUCCGAUAAUGGGACAAACUUUGUAGGCGCCAAUAAACUUCACCCCACUCAUGUACCGUAA
Messenger RNA from Anneissia japonica, 1428 nucleotides. RefSeq lists its product as uncharacterized. NCBI's taxonomy places the organism in Eukaryota, Metazoa, Echinodermata, Crinoidea, Comatulida, Comatulidae. Gene Ontology annotation, molecular function: nucleic acid binding. The transcript has a single exon. The coding region runs from base 1 to 1428 and encodes 475 amino acids. The record is from RefSeq and is a predicted model, not a curated record.